UUUCAGAAAAAUGGCGGAUACGCCUCCCGCCGAUAAUGCUAUGGCCUCAUCUCCGUCCCGCGGAGAAUCUCUUUCUCCCCGGGGCUCCCCGGCCUUAAAUCAAGACCAGGCCUCUCCGGAUAUUAAUAGUUCGUCCUCUCCGCCGCGAGACUCUACUGUGCCGCGAGAUUCAACUCCACCGCGAGAGUCUACACCUCCUCCCACAUCUACUAGUGACCUGGACUCUCCGCCUCCUUCUCCAGACUACUCUCCUCCGAAACCAUCCAGCGGACAGGAAAAGCAGAGGACAGAGGGUCGUGAUGAGAGGAGAAGAGGACGUGAUGAAGAAAGGAUCGGAGGACGGGAUGAGGAGAGGGAAAGAAGGAGAAGAACAAGCAAAUCAGAUCGAUCCUCCGAUGGAGAGGAUAGGAAAGAUAAUAAGACCCAAACAGCUCUACAGAGAAAUCUGCUCGCUAUUGCAACAGGAUCAGCUGAAUCCAGGGCUGCUGGAAUGUACUUGAAGGAACAAGUGGAACUUUACAAGAAAAACAAUAACAGAGAAUUUGGGGAUGAGAAUCCAACAGAGGAGGAAAUAAAGAAACAAAUAUUUCUACCCAAGGAUAUAUCCGAGUUCAAGGAACCUUUGAAGAUGUGGGUACCUGUUACGCUUAAUGUCGUUCCAGGUUGGGAUAAAUCUAAACUCCCAGCCGAGGAGAUUGUACGACCUCCAGACUGGAGACCUCCAACACCACCUAAAGUUGACCUCAGUUUGACACCACUGUUGGAUCGGAUUAAAGCUGACUCGGACUUCAAGGUGCCUACUGCGGAACCGGUAAAAAGAACGGUGACAGACAAAGCUACUGCUCGGGAUCUGGAAGAUUUAGAUGACGAUGACGGUAUUCUCGUCAGAGGAGGGUUAGGCUUCGUCAGAUUCACUAAGGCUGAGUUUCUGAAGGCUAAACAGAAAUCCCGAGACGAUGAACGUCAAUUUGAACGAAGCUUCGAUCGUCGAGGCGGAGGCCGCGGGGGGCGUGGUGGAGGCCGAGGUCGUGGAGGAGGUCGGGGUGGUGGACGGGAUGCACGAGGUCGAAGUGGAGGAGGUUGGCCUCAGGGUAGAAAACGAUCUGCCAGUUCUACUCCAGGACGGGAUGAUGAUAGAUCAAAACGGGCCAGGAGAGGAAGCAGAUCACCGCUUCGACGAGAUUCUAGACCCGAUCCCAGGGAUCGAAGGGAAUCUCGUGACGAUCGUCAUCGUUCAGACUCCCACCGUGACCCCAGAGGGGAUCGUAGAGACGAAAGACGGGAUCGAGGAGAUGAUCGUAGAGGCGCAAGGGAGAUCAAACGAGAGCCAAGGGAAGAGAGAUCCAGGGAUGACAGUAAUGAAAUGGACAGACGAAGGACAGCGGAGGAACCAAGAGGGAUAAAACGGGAAAACCGGGACCUGGACAGACACCGGGGGGAGUCCGUCAGAUCAACCAGGGAAGAAAGAUCAAUAAUUGAUCGAUUGGGUAGAUCAGGGACAGAAAGAUCUACUGAUCGAGAAGAAAUGUUAAUUAGGGUGCGGUUGGAUUAUGAAAGAUCUUGCCCAGAUCGUCGUGAUCUUGAGAGAUCACCAAUGACAGAUCGGGUAGGGUCGAAAAAUCAGGUUUGGGAUCGAUUAGAACAUGAAAGAGGGUCCAGCGGUGGAGAUCUGCGGGAACGAGAUCGUAGGUCAGGUGGAGGACUCGAGGACAGGGGAAGACCUCGAUACGAUGAUAGAGGACAAAGUAGAGGAUAUGAUGAUCAUGAUGGACAGGUUCACAGAAUUAAAGAGGAACCCGUCUACAAUCGUAGAUCACCUGGUAGAGUUGAUUCACGUGACCGAAUGGAACGACCUCGAUCCUCUCAUAGGGAACCACACAGGCACGGUAGAGUUCAAUCGCCGAGGGAUUAUGAUCGCAAUCGUCAAACAGAUCGAUACGCAUCGCCUUACUCAGACGCUCGGCCGUCGUCCAGCCGUGCUCCACUCUCGCCAGAUGGUUACAGCCGUAGUCGCGAAUAUCCGGAAAGAUUAAGAGAGCGGGAGAUUCCACGAUCAUUAACUGAUGUCCGAGAAAGAUCUCCAACUGGUGGUGGUUCGUCCAUGCCAAGGAAACCUGCUACCUACGCUGAAUUCAGAAAGAUGAAGGAGAAAGGUCUCAUUAAGUAAUCAACCUUUUUAGUUCAAGAUCCUUACUCCCUGGACCCAGCUUGUAAAUAUACAUUUUACAUUGUACAAUGUUCAAGCUCGGUCAUGUGCAAUGUAUAAUUUUAAACCGUUUUUUAAGUUUAUGCUUUGAAAUUGUUACUCAUGUGGACUCGCAUCUCUUACUUUCGGUGUACACUGUGCAUUGUGUGUACAGUGUACACUGCACAGUAUUGUGUGUACAGUGUACACUGUACAGUAUUGUGUAUA
Messenger RNA from Eurytemora carolleeae, 2413 nucleotides. Its product is annotated as zinc finger CCCH domain-containing protein 13. Gene Ontology annotation, molecular function: RNA binding. The coding region runs from base 11 to 2167 and encodes 718 amino acids. The transcript has 14 exons. Lineage: Eukaryota; Metazoa; Arthropoda; Copepoda; Calanoida; Temoridae. Gene Ontology annotation, cellular component: mRNA cleavage and polyadenylation specificity factor complex. The record is from RefSeq and is a predicted model, not a curated record.